GGUUUUUGCUCCUAUUCGCAAGACAUUUCCAUUGAAACGCUUGCUUGGAUAAGACCGCCACAAGAGCACAGCCACAAUGGCAAACGAAAUUCAAGCGGAUCUCCGCCUUCCUUUGCCGGCAAGCAAGGAAAAGGAAAGUUAACCAACCAACCAGCCCACCAUCCACCCAUCAUCUAAAUAACAAUGAAGACAAAAUAUGAGAUUUUUCUAUUAAAUGUGAAAAAAAAAUUUAACACUUUUCUCAAAUCGGAUUUUAAACGCUUGCGAGGAGUCAAUGUCGCGCGCCCCAUAGUGUCAUUUGACUGGGAAUUUAAAAUGGAAUGGAAUUAAAUGAAAUAAGCGUGCCAAUGUUUUUGAGAAUUACGUCUUCGGUUGUCUGUCUGUCUGUCAGUCGGUAUGACGGUCUAUUGUGUUUAUAAAGUGUUUUUAAAAAUCGACUUAAAUGGAAAUUAAUGCAGUGAGCAAGACAAACGAAAACCAAAAACAAGACCAGAAUUGCUAAUGAACCCUUUCUUAAAAAAUAAAGUGACGAAAAUGUGUCGAAAUUCAAAACUAAAGUCACAUGCAUCAUUUAACUAAAAAGUUUCGUGAAGAUAAGGUCACUGGAAUACAAAGGCAACCCUGAAGCAUUAAAAGAAAAGCUCAAAGAAAAAGAAAAAUAUGCCUCAACAAUAGCUUAAAAAAAAACAUGUAUUAAAACUUUUUGACUCAGAAAAAAAGAACAACCAGUUAAUACCCAAAAAUGUACAAAAGAAAGGUUUUUAUGUGAGGACAACAAUAAUUAAGUCGAAAGGUAAAAAAAAAGAAAAACAAACUAUACAACAGCUGAGAAUACCUGUGAAUUUCAACCAGAAAAAAAAAUUACAACCUAUUUUUGUUUGCUUUAAUUAAUUCCACAUAUUAAAUAAUACAAAAUAGUGACCACAACAACAACAACAACUACCAGCUACUAGACAUCACAAUAAUAUUAGCCUACCUAAACCACUGCAUCACAAAAUGUCGUAACGUUACUUCCCUCCACUCUGAAUAAAAGCAGCAGAUUCCAUUUUUUUGUUUUUAUUAAGAAGUCGAUACACAAACAAAACUCACAGUUCAAUGUUUGUUCUGUGGUUCCAUUACAAUAACUAAGUACCUGUCCGGCAUGAUUUCUUAGUUGGAAAUUCCAAAACAAAAAUCGAAACAAAAAUUCUUCUUAAAACGACAACAAAACGCCAACUGUAAAUAACAAAAUUACAACUGAUUGCUGUAACUCGGCGGCUGAAAUGGAAAUUAGAAAUUAGUUGUAGCUGUUGAGUAGAAAGCGCAGAAUCUGGGAACAAGAACGCCAGCCGCCUCGACUCACUAUUGAAUUCAAAUUUGAAUUAAUGGUGAACACAAAACUAACAAAACAACAAAUUAACUGAAAUACAGCAACAGCAUCAGUCAUCCCAGGCAGCGCGUGCACCAGCAGCAGCAACAGCAUUAGCGUGAAAACAACAAAUAUUCUAAAAUUGCAACGAAGCAUAUCGCAACUGCAUCAGCAUCAGCAGCAACAUCAUCAUCAUCCUCAUCAGCAACAAAGGCAUCACAGCAGAAAUAGCAACAACAACAACAACAAACUAUUAGUAAACAAGUAGUGAAAUACGAGUAAAUGCACUUUUUACAUUCCAUUUUGAAAGAUUACUUUGUUCGCCCAACAACAGCUUAACAACAACACUUAAAAAUCAUAUUUUCGUUUGUUCACUCACAUCUGAAAGUGAAUGUCGUCGUCAUCGUUGAAAGUGUUUGUUUUCUAUCUGUGAUCCGGUUUCAAUUUUUCAAUUGGGACCAUUCUCUGCUCCUUUUUGGAAAGAGUCUAAACAACUUAAAGUAGAAAAUCUCUACACUGAGUACCUUGCAGAACGCUUGUGCGUGGGCGUUGCAUUCAAGCUUGCGCAUACCUUUGACAUUACUUCCUGCGUCUGGGAGUUCCCUGCAACUCGCAAAAAUUGCUCCCAUCAACAUCAACCACAUCAGUGAUAAUAUUCCCUUUAAAAUGCGCGUUAAGGUUGGCAAACGGAUAUGGCUGCGCAAGAGACGAUCGAAACGUGCGGAUAGUUUUCCCAAACCAAGUGAAGUAACAGAAGGUGCCUUACAAGUAUGGCGUGCGUUACCAGAACGCAUUCGUCAGGAUCCAAGCUUAGCAUCCUUCCGCCAGGAACAUGAGCGAUUACAUGGUUAUGAACCUCCCGAUGUUGAUCCCUUGCCUAAUGACGAUACCGACGACCACGACCACAACAAUGGCAAAAUUGCUGAUGGUGGGGGCGGUGUCAUCUUCUGUGGCAGUGGCCACAAUAAAAAUGCAAAUGCUUUUUCGCCAAUUGGCAUUAAUGUCACAAAUGAAAUGGGACAAGUUCGCAUUUUAGACGGGCGAGAUGUGGAGAAUAACAAUGAGGAUCAACAGGAUGAGACAGAGCACCAUGGUCAUUCCAAGCUUAAAAAAUAUUUAAUAUGGUUUAAGAUAGCCAUACUGCUCGUGGUUUGGGGUGUAUUCACAGCAUUUUUGAUGUCCACAAACGAGCAUGUGGAUGAGCUGAAGCUGAUAAGCAUACCAAAGAAUGGCACGGAGAGAGUUUUCCCCAUCUCGACCGCUGAAUUGUCACGAAUAGGUUUACACCUGACUGGAGCUUUUCGUCUUCAAGAGGCUGAUGCUGUCAAAGACACACUGCAACGACCGCCACCACGGCUGGAAAUCUUUGUGGAACGUACCUACUACAAUGAGUCCGGCGAGAAGGCUUUUGACGAGAUUGUUUCAAAACUCUGGAUCCUUGAUCUGGUCUAUCCCGAGUUUAUGGAUUCAACGCGUGAGACACACAAGGCAUUUCAAUUCCAAAUUGAGCCACUAGAUGGCGAUUAUGCCAACAACACUAAUCUCACUGAACUGACGCUGCAUUUUGUGUCAAACAUAGACGCGGAACUCCCCCUUCAACUGAGCAUUGAUGAGUCGCCGAUUUACAAGAAAGAGGGUGUGAUCUAUGCUGCCGUGGUACUUUGUGGUCUCUACGUCAUGAUCAUAUGGGAAAUUGUGAAUCGUACCUUUGCAGCCAUUAUAGCCUCCACACUAUCGGUGGGUAUUCUGGCUGCUUUGAAUUCGCGUCCCUCUAUGGUCACCAUCAUGGGUUGGAUUGAUGUGGAGACAUUGCUACUGCUCUUCGGUAUGAUGAUUUUAGUGGCAAUUCUCUCAGAGACUGGUGUUUUUGACUAUUUGGCUGUGUACGCUUAUAAGAUCACCAAUGGCCAUGUAUGGCCACUGAUCAAUUGUCUGUGUUUGUUUACGGCAAUAUUGUCAUCCUUCCUGGACAAUGUGACCACGGUUUUGCUGAUGACACCUGUUACCAUACGCCUUUGUGAGGUUAUGUCUCUUAAUCCGGUUCCUAUAUUAAUGUGCAUGGUCAUCUACUCGAACAUUGGUGGAGCCUUGACCCCAGUAGGCGAUCCUCCAAAUGUGAUCAUUGCCUCGAACAGCUUUAUAUCGAAAAAUGGUGUCAACUUUGCCAUCUUUACUCUGCACAUGUUACCCGGUGUGAUAUUGGUAAUGUUCACCUCCUAUGUGCAACUGCGUUACAAGUUCCGUAAUAUCGCCGACCUGCAAUUCAAGGAAUCUCCCGAAGUGGAAGAACUGCGCCAUGAAAUACAUGUAUGGAAGAGGGCUGCGGCAAGUUUGUCCUCGUACUCCAAGGAUGAGGAACUGGUGCGUCAAACGCUGAUGAAAAAAGUUAAUCGUUUGAAGCGCUCCUUAAAGAAAAAAAUGUCCGCAGCUGUGGAACCAGCCAUCAAUUAUCAGCAAACCUUAGAGAAUUUACAAGCAAAGUAUCCCAUUCGUAAUAAGCCUUUGCUCAUCAAAUGCUCUUGUGCCUUGGUGUUUGUGAUAAGUCUCUUCUUUUUGCAUUCUGUUCCUGAACUUCAACGCCUUUCACUCGGUUGGACUGCUCUUUUGGGUGCCAUUUUCCUUAUCAUAUUAGCCGAUAUCGAGGACAUGGAAGCGAUAUUGGCCCGAGUGGAGUGGUCAACUCUGCUCUUCUUUGCCGCUCUCUUUAUUUUAAUGGAGGCUUUAUCUGAGUUGGGCUUAAUCGAGUGGAUAGGCAACAUGACGGAGAGCAUAAUUCUGGGUGUGGGUGAGGAAUCACGUCUGAUGGUGGCUGUGUUAAUUAUUUUAUGGGUCUCUGCCAUAGCUUCUGCCUUUGUCGACAAUAUACCCCUGACCACAAUGAUGGUCAAAAUAACCAUAUCAUUAGCUCAAAACACAGCGCUUAAACUUCCCUUGCAGCCGUUAGUUUGGGCGCUAGCGUUUGGAGCAUGUCUGGGAGGCAAUGGUACUCUCAUUGGUGCUUCGGCGAAUGUGGUCUGUGCCGGUGUUGCAGAGCAACAUGGUUACAAAUUUACAUUCUUGCAAUUCUUUAAGGUUGGUUUCCCCGUGAUGAUUGGCAGCAUAAUAGUGUCAACUGGGUAUCUGUUAGUGAGUCAUGUACUCUUCGCAUGGCAUUGAUGAAUGGCCUAAAGGAAGAGUUGCACCCAAGCAGGUGAAAUCUUCUGGAAUGACCGGCAUCAACAAAAACCUAAGUGUAGUUGCAAAAUUUACCUCGUAUAAAUGUUAAACAUUUUUUUAACAAAACAAAUUAGCAAGUGGAACUAUGUAACAAAAGCGUUAAUUAAGCGUAAGUCCCUAAGGACAAAAACACCACAAAUAAUUCAAAGAAAAUCAAGAAACGCCAGAGUUACUAACAACGAGCUUCAAACAGAGCUUUGAUUUGGCUUUGAGUAUCAAGAUGCUGAUGUUGGAACCCUAACGACACAAACAACAACAAUAAAACGAAAUUAAAAUCCGAGCUCUUGGGAGUCAAAUACAAACUGACCCACAAUAAAUGCCAUGAUGUGAAAAUUGUAGAUUUAAAGAGAAUGUAAUGGAAAAGCGAAACUGCAGAUUUAAAUUAGAAUUAAAACAAAAUUAAGAAGCUGAACGAAAUACAAAGAAUUUCAUAAGUAGGGAAUACAAUAAAAAUUAAUUGAAUUAAACAAUUGAUUGAAACAAUUGUUAUUGCAAAAACAAAAGAAAAAACAAAACAAAAUAUAUGUAUGUAUAUUUUAAGUAUGACAAAAAUCUAGAAUCACCGCGAUACAUAGAAAUUGUUAGAUGUGAAUGUGAACAAAGGAAAAAGAACAAAAAAACUAUUUUUACACUUGUUGUUAUUACUUUAUUUAGAAAAUAAGUAACACGUCCCCCGUAUAACACGUCCCGGCAUAACAGCUGCAAAAGAAGAUUUGAAAUUAUUAUUCUAAUCAACAGGACAAGAUAAUCCAUCCCGAGGAGAUAAUCGAUAAUAUAGCUGAAUUGUUUAUGCAAAACUUAUUUUGCGAAAACGCUUAAGAAAAAAUAAAA
Molecule: messenger RNA, 5395 nt
Organism: Stomoxys calcitrans (stable fly)
Lineage: Eukaryota; Metazoa; Arthropoda; Insecta; Diptera; Muscidae
Gene: hoe1
Product: P protein
Exons: 12
Coding region: 2015-4504 (829 amino acids)
Biological process (GO): transmembrane transport
Cellular component (GO): membrane
Source: RefSeq, a predicted model, not a curated record